GGGCCAAUAGCUACUUUUCUUACUCAGACGUUGUCAACAGUGGUCCAGGAAGCCGUGAACCAGGAAGUCGCCUGCUAAUUAGCAAACUCGGAAAAGCAAAACAACGGGGGAAAUGUUUUUUUUCGAACCAUUUACAUUUCUGCCAUGGUGUACGUACAGUUAUUUAUUGACUAAGGAAGAUAUUUUGGAUAAUUUUGUAACGCAUAUUGGACGUCAUUAUAUUACCCACACAGGAAUUGAAAAAGGUGUUGACAGCAGAAAUAACAACAUUAAACCACAAAGUCACACGCCAAGAGUGCACCAGUCGGUUAUGUGGGUGGUGACAUCAUCAGUUUCAGGUAAUGUACUUCCUGUUACUUCGCCGACUGUUAAAUACACAUUAAAAGCAAUAAUGAAUAACAUUCACAGUGACGUAAAACAAGGAAAUUGGUUCGAAAAUGUGGGCUUGGGCUUUGCACUACACCCUUAUUUAGACGUAUCAUAGUAACAAGACAGUAUAAACACGUACUCAGCUGCAGUUGAUACUGUAUAAGUCAUACAAUUCAACCCAUAUGGGUAAGAAUUCCUUCAGCAAAUUAUUAAGAUUGAUUAGUGAGCUGUUGAACCUCCUAUAGUGUGUCCAAUGGUUUCCAUGAGUGUCCUUUUGGACUGGGACGUUGCGUCAAAUGGGUCGAUACGUGAACUUUCUCACCGUGACUCAGCUUCUGUGUUGUGUCUUUAAACAAAAAGUUAAACCCUCGACUUUGAGCAAAACAAAAAUAAAUCCAUGUUAGUUCCUCCUUCCUCUUACCUUCAUGAUAUGGCAGCGUCAGGCUCCCAAGUUGAUGAUGAUGAAGAGGAGGAGGAUUUGGCUGCUGCAGGAAGACCAAAAUGUGCCUCUGCCUCUAGGCAUGUCCUGACCGGACUAUGAAGUGUGCAGAAAUAGCUUUAUAGAUCCAAACUCAUAAGAAAUAUAUCCCAAACUCUACUCUUAUGGGAAUCGGAGCUGUGAGGAGACAGGUCUGACACCCCUCCUGUCCUGAAAACACAGCAAAGUGGAAGGAGGAGGAGGGGGAGGGGGAGGGUGGCCUGCAUAGUGCCUGCAGAGUCAGACUUAACCCUUUCACUACCUCAUGCAACACACACACAGAUACUGCUUGCAGGUCAUAACAUUAGGUACACCAACACUUCAUAAUACUCACUUUUGAAAGUGUUGGAACUGCACUUUAUCGUACAGAAUUAUGCUGUUUCUAAUAAUACUUGUGGUGCAACUAAAAGCUGAUGUCUAUCAUCGGUGUACAGUGGUGUGUACACAGAUCAGGAAAGGGGCAAACACCCAUUAAAACAUAACUUAACUGUGGUUUAUCACACCUGCGUUGAAGUGGAAAAGGUUAUAAAGCCAUCUCUAAAGCUUUGGGACUCCAGCCAACCACAGUGAGAGCCAUUAUCCACAAAAGACGAAAACAUGGAACAGUGGUGAACCUUCCCAGGAGUGUCCGGCCAGCCAAACUGACCCCAAGAGCAAAGCGACGACUCAUCCAAGAGUUCACAAAAGACCCCACAUCAACCACAAGAAAGACACUGGACAGAAAUGGCCUGCGUGGCAGACUUCCAAGAUGAAAACCACUGCUGAACAAAAAUAACCUUAAGGCUCAUCUCAAUUUUACCAGAAAACAUCUUGAUGAUCACCAAGAAAAUACUCAACAAUUGGAAGGCGUGUGUCCCAUUACAUCUGGCAUAAAAGUAACAUUGCAUUUCAGACAUUCAAAACAUCAUACUAACAGUAAAAUAUGGUGGCAGUAGUGUGAUGGUUAGGGGAUGUUUUGCUGCUUCAGGACCUGGAAGACUUGCUGUGAUAAAUGGAACCUGGGUUCUACAGCAGGGCAAUGAUCCAAAACACACCAGCAAGUCCAACUCUGAAUGGGUGAAGAAAAACAAAAUGAAGACCAAGUCCUGACCUAAAUCCUAUUGAGAUGCUGUGGCAUGACCUUAAAAAGGCGCUUCAUGCUGGAAACCCCUCCAUUGUGGCUGAAUGACAACAAUUCUGCAAAGAUGAGUGGGCCAAAAUUCCUCCACAGCGCUGUAAGAGACUCAUUGCAAGUUAUCACAAACACUUGAUUGCAGUUGUUGCUGCUAAGGGUGGCCCAAGUAGUUAUUAGGUUUAGGGGGUAAUCACUUUUUCACACAGGGCCAUGUAGGUUUGGAGGUUUCUUUGUCCCAUAAUAAUAAAAAGUUUCAUUGUGUUUACUUGCGUAAUAUUUAAAUGUGUCUAUAAUUGUAAUUGACUGUAAUUGCUUUGUCACCGAUAACACAAAGGUAAGAUGUCAGUGUUUUCUUCAGAUAGUCUAGCAUAUAUAUAUACCUACAUUUGAUUGGUUUUUAGCAUCUUUAAUAUACAAAUCCUUCAAUACGUCCUUCAAUGUUUCUGUAUGCAGCCCUCGCUGAAAAGGAGUUUGGACAUAUGAACACAGUUCAUAAAGUGUAGAUCUUCAGGCCAGGGGUUGGUGACCUACAUCGCGUGGGCCGUAAACAUAUCACGACAGCACCCCAUUCUGUCUGCCAUGCAUUUUGAUCAGGUCAGUCGAGCUCAACUUCAUAGCUCCGGUCCCCGACACUCCCUCCAUCUGCCUUGGCGCCCCACGUCUUUAUUUCUUCUGAAAACAGAUGCCUGAGCAUUCUUUGUUUCCCAACAAAAGGCCUGCUGAGGUCAGGACAAGGAAGGCAAGGGAGGGGUGUGCAGACAAAAGGGGGAGGAGAAAGUGUGCGAAGGACACAUAAACAGAAGUUUUCCCUUUUUUUGUAAUGUGAUUUUUGUGGUGGGGCCGCACGGUGGUCAAGUGGUUAGCAUGUUGGCUACACAGUCAGGAGAUCAGAAAGAACUGGGUUUGAAUCUCCGCUUUGGCAUCUCUGAGUGGAGUUUGCAUGUUUUCCGUGUACUCCGGCUUCCUCCUACAUUCCAAAAACAUGAAUGUUGGGUUACUCCAAAUUAUCCAUAGCCUGUCCAAGGGUGUAUCUUGUCUCUCGCCCAAAGACACCUGGGAUAGGCUCCAGCAUAUCCCCGGCAUAGUAAAUGAAUGAAUGGAUUUGUGUGGUUAAAUUGUAAAACAUGACUCCCAUGUCACUCCUGUUUCUCUGCUGCCCUCUAGUGGCUGUAAAUGGUAAUGUCGCCUUGCAAGCAGAAUUGUGUUCAAGUGCAUGUUAUGUAAAAAUAAAAAAACAGCAUAUUUCACCAUAUUUCUAAAAUAUGAGACAGUUAAAUCUACGCAUGACAUUUGCACAUAAAUGCAGCAAAACAAAUAUUUCUGAAAAUUGACAAUAAAAAUUGAAUAAAAAAUUAAAAAUUCACAAUAAAACUGUCAUUGAACUUCCAAAAUGUUCAACUUAACAGAUAACAGUAUUUUCCCAAAGGUCUUGGUCAUGGCGGGAGAGCGGUUAGCGCGCAGGCCUCACAGCUAGGAGACCCGAGUUCAAUCCCAGCCUCGGCCAUCUCUGUGUGGAGUUUGCAUGUUCUCCCCGUGCAUGCGUGGGUUUUCUCCGGGUACUCCGGUUUCCUCCCACAUUCCAAAAACAUGCUAGGUUAAUUGGCGACUCCAAAUUGUCCAUAGAUAUGAAUGUGAGUGUGAAUGGUUGUUUGUCCAUAUGUGCCCUGUGACUGGCUGCCGACCAGUCCAGGAUGUACCCCGCCUCUCGCCCGAAAACAGCUGGGAUAGACUAAGUGGUAGAAAAUGAAUGAAUGAUGAUCUGAAACAUUUAAGUGUGACAAACAUGCAAAAGAAUAAGAAAUCAGGAAGAGGGCAAACACUUUUUCACAUCACUGUAUAUAAUGUGCAGUAAAAUAUUGCAAGUACUUGCUUUUUGUAUGACAAGUUUUAAUAGAACAGACAGUUGACUUCAGUGGAAUUACUGGAUGAACAAUGGCCGCCUGCCAAUGGCCUGGCUCAGAGCCUGUUGCUGAUAAAUCGUCAUUUUUGGGGGAGGAGCUAUUGUGAGUUGUGUUACAUCUCCACUAAUACUUAUUUCAUAAAAUUCCACUGAUUUGUAUAAACAAAUGAUACAUCGUCUCUCAACGCAGCUUUUCUAUAUUUACUCCGGGCCUUGCACCCACUCACUUUAACUGCCAGCUAUUAGUCUUAUGUGUGACGCCCUCGGUAGGCUGGACAUAAAACAUGAUGUAAUUAUAUCUGAGUCGUUUAUUUUCCCAAGCACAAAUAGUUCAUUAGGAGGAGGCAAUAAUUGGAAGAGGGGCUGGUAUUUCCCUAGUGGGACAUUCCUACAAUUUGGUGCCAUUUGCACCCCCCCUUGUACAUGUACAUGUACAUGUACAUGUACAUUAUGUACAUGCUAUGUUUUGUGUAAGUCAUGGAACAACAUCACUUGUCUGUGUAGCAUUAUUGAGUGUGCAUACAGGGAGUGGGGUUGCUAAUACCCAAUCAGUGGCUCUACCCAAGUUUUUUAAACACUGUCCCGCAAAAAACAUUAGAUAUUACCAAUGCUGUAGAAAACCUCGCUCUAAAAUGCUAAUGUUUCUUGAGAAACUUGGGACUGUCCAUCUCUACUUCCAGAUCGGAUUCAGGAUCCAACACAUGUGACUGUAUGUUAAAAGCAGAGUGGGCGUGCCUGGAGGCGGGCCGUGAGUGGAAUACAUUAAAACAGGCAGUUUUUGCGGGGAACCACGGAAUCCAAAGAAAUACAGCUGAAUAGGUGCAGAUUCUGGAAAAAACUAGAGAGCUUUCUGUGCUGGUUAUUGUGUGUAGCUGCUCUAUAGGAGCCCACAACUCAAUACAAAGGGCAGAAAAACGAGCAUAUUAACUUACUCCUCCAUUAUCACAUCUCCCCACUGCUACUCACCUCUUCCUCCCAACUACAGUCGAGCUUAUCAUCUUAUCAGCCAAUCAGUGGCUAUGUUUACAUGCAGUAAAAUAACCGUAUCAUAACGGGAAUAUUAGCAAUAACCCGGUUGUGCAUGGCCAUGUAAACACCAAAAACCCUUUUGAAAAAACAAAAUAUGUUCAUAUAUUCCGGUUUUUGAAAAAACAAAAUAUGUUCAUAUAUUCCGGUUUAUGAAACCCGAAUGACGUUCUCCGUGCAUCGCUGUUUUGAUCGUGAUAUGCCAACUGUUUACAAUUACCAUGUAUACAGGAAUAACCCUGUUUGCUGAGGCAUGUAAACGGGUUAUUCCGAAUGUUUCAGAAACCGGAAUGUAGUUUACAUGACUGCAUGUAAAUGUAGCGACUGUCCACUACAGGAAGUGACAGAUUGUUGUUUUUUUUACUCCCAAUAACUCAAGCACAAGAAAACCAAUGCAUAAAAACAGAUUUGAUGAAAAGACAACUCACAUACAGAAACUAUAAAGUUAGAGAUGAAAAAAAUAAUCACACUAAACAUGACUGUAAUUCAUUUAAUUUGACAUCCCUAACAUUAGCUAUCACUUAGUAAACAUAAGAUAAUGAUAUAAAACUGCAAGUACAUCUUGUAGGAAUUAGAAUUCCAUUCAUGUCUUUACGGUGUUCCCUCUUCAGACCCUUUUUUUUUCCUGAGGCGAAAGUAUCCAAAAUGACAAAGAAACAAACACGAUGUCAUAAAUAAUUGAUGUUGUAGCAGCACACUGACGCUGUGGAAAAAAACCCUCCUUAUCAUAUUUGGUGAAUCAUAGCGCACAGAGUGAGCUGUUUCUCUCUGCAAGUCGUGAUCACUGCAGAGCACGAAUUGAUUUUUGUGUCACAUCAUUAGGUACACCUGCAGUGGUUACUGCAUCAUAGUGAGAGAUGUUUCUAAUACUAUGCUAGUGAAACUAAACAAGGUAUCUCAUUAGAUUGUGACGACAACAUAGAGUGUAAAACAGACAAUGAUGCUCAGGUGUUUCAUUCUUCCCGUAUCCAUGACGACAUGGAUGCGGGCAAUUAUCUCAGUCUCCUCGACUGACCCAUAACGAGACUGCAAAACACUCAUUACGUGUGAACUAAUCAGACCGAAAUCAAACUGGAAGACGAGGGCUUCUAUAAAAGGAAUGUGUUCCCUGGAUGACACCGGAUGACGCAAAAAAGUGGGUGUAUAAAAAGCCCACACUCCGCUCCGCUCAGCGCACACAUGGGGAGACAAGAGAGCCAGGCUCACAGAUUCUGACACCGAUGUCCGGCACCGAACACUGAACAAAAGCCGAAGAUGAACACAACUGAGAAGUUCCACCUUCCUGUUGAUGGCGUCCUCGAAAUGUUCAACACCUUCAGCAGACAUCACCGGUCUCAAAGCCCGACUCUCACGCCUGUCCUCCAGCAGCAGCACCCAAAGGUGUUAUCAAAGACAAGCAUGGGUCUCCUGGAGACAGUGAAGGGGCGCUGGAGGCAGCAGGACAAGAGAGCAGUGGCCAGCGUCUCCAGUGACCCGCUCCCCCACAGGUGUGCAGCUGCGCCCUGCAGCACGGGCGCGAUCAAGUCCAGGAACUGUCACAGAAUAGUGGUGCUCGGUGCACCCCGGGUGGGCAAAACCAAUGUGGUCAGGCGCUUCUUGGGGGAAGACUUCCAAGAGCAGUAUGAACCCACUGCAGAGGACUUUCACAGGAAGUUGUUCCACAUUGGAGGGGAAACCUACCAAGUCGACCUCCUGGACGCCUCCAUGGAGAGAAACUUCCCGGCAAAACGGAGACUCUCCAUACUGACAGGUGACAUCUUCCUGCUGGUCUUCAGUCUGGAUGACAGAGAGUCCUUCAGUGAAGUUUGUGAGCUCCUCGGUGAGAUCAGAGCUGCAAAGACAAAGCUGCUGAAGUUCAAACGCCCGGCGAGAUUGCCAGUGGUUGUUUGCGGAAAUAAAGCCGACCUGGCCGCUCAGAGAGCUGUCAGCCGGUCCGAGGUCGCCGAGGCCCUCACUCAGGAUAUCACGUUCGUCGAAACGUCUGCCAAGCGCGGCACCGGACUGGAGGCCGUGUUCAAGGAACUUGCCAUCAUGGGCGGCUUGCCCGACGAGACCAGCCCGUCGAGGCAUCAUCUGGUCUCCAUGGUCACCUACCAGUCUCUGUGUGCGAGCCAGUGGGGUCGCAGGCGGAGCCGCACGCCCUGCGCCGUCGUGGACUCCUUGGUGCGCCGGCCCAGCUUCGGCAGCGACCUGCGACUGGUGCUUGGAUCAAGCACCAAAGCCAACAAACCCGAGAGGUGUCAGAUUCAAUGAAUUAUGAUCACCUCUCCAAAGAAACCAAUUGUAGUAGUAUGCUGCAAUGUUGUAUUAUGUAAGGAGUUAUACUCUGUAGCACCUGGCUGGACCAGUGCGUUCCUACUUUUGUAUACACGUCAUUGUGCUAUAAUAAACAUUUGUCGCUGUG
Doryrhamphus excisus (bluestripe pipefish) is the source of this 7291-nucleotide messenger RNA. The record is from RefSeq and is a predicted model, not a curated record. Lineage: Eukaryota; Metazoa; Chordata; Actinopteri; Syngnathiformes; Syngnathidae.